AGUAGUGAGGGAGAGAGAAUAUAGGAGGAGGAGGAAGGAGAAGAGAUAUGGGGCCUCCAGUAAUAAUUUAAUAGACCGUUACUUGAUAGAAGAGUCUAUCGAUACAAAUUGCGAUUCCGCGUGAAGACGACGAUCGGCAACCAAGACAACGUGGACGAUUAACCGGAUUCUAGCCUUUUCUUCGCUGCUGACGGAAGCUGUCGAUGACUUUCGGUUUGAUUGAUUUCAAACUUAUAACAAUUUGCUUUCGAAGAUCUGUGCUUACUCAUUGUGAUAUUCAGGAUUCCUUACUCUGAAACUGUUUUUGAGAUAUCCAACUGCGGAUUCGAUUGAUGUGAGAUGCAGAGAUCGCGUAAAGCUCUCUUGCGUAGGAGAGAUCUGGAGAAGACUAAUGAAAAGAGUCGAUUGUUUACAGUUUCCAUUUCUUUGCUGAUUGUUUUUUGGGGAAUUGUCUUCUUACUUAACAUAUGGAUCAGUUAUGGCGAUGGUUAUUAUAAUGAUGAAUCUGAAGAUUAUUUCAAGACCUACGAUAAUUUGCAAGAAGACGAAGCGGAAUUAAACAAAAGCAUUCCUGCUGAAAUCGAGCCUGAAGAGAAUCACAGCUUAAAUGUUGCAGAAACUAAUGAAACCGAGAGCACCACUGGUGAACUCUAUAUCAUGGAAAGAACUUCAAGUGGUUCCUCAUCAUCCGAGCCUGAUCAGGUUAGUCCAAAGGAUGAGCCUACAACCGAAAGGCUUUCGCGAUCAGUACCUCCCAGACUCGAUGAGUUCAAGACAAAAGCAUUUAACUCCAAGAGUAUAUUGAUAACUGAUCAGGCUGGAACCAUAGUUCACAGAAUGGAACCUGGAGGUGCAGAGUACAAUUAUGCAUCAUCUUCAAAAGGAGCAAAAGUGUUGUCUCAUAAUAAAGAAGCCAAAGGUGCAUCAAAUAUAUUAUCGAGAGACAAAGACAAGUAUCUUCGAAAUCCUUGUUCAGCCGAUGAGAAAUUUGUCGUGAUCGAGCUCUCCGAAGAAACUUUAGUGGACACGAUAGAAGUAGCCAAUUUCGAGCACCACUCUUCCACUCUGAAGGACUUCGAGUUGCUUGGAAGUUUAGUUUACCCAACCGAUUCCUGGGCAAAACUUGGAAACUAUAUCGCAGGAAAUACUAAGCAUGCUCAGAGAUUUGUUCUGGAGGAGCCGAAAUGGGUGAGAUACCUUAAGUUGAAUAUCUUGACACAUUAUGGCUCUGAAUUCUAUUGCACUCUGAGUUUUCUCGAGGUUUAUGGUGUGGAUGUGGUUGAAAAGAUGUUGGAGGAUCUGAUCUCAGUUCAGGAUAAUGUAUUCGAUGAUAAAGUGGAAGUUGUUGCUAAUACAGAGUCAGAAGAUUCGAGAAGUGAAGUCUCGGCGAUCAGCUUGCCCGACCAUCCAAUUGAGGAAGUGCGUCAACAUCAACAACACCAACACCAACCUCAACAGCAGAUGGGAAGAAUGCCUGGGGAUACAGUUCUUAAGAUACUAAUGCAAAAGGUCCGAACUUUAGACACAAGCUUCUCGGUUUUGGAGCAAUAUCUGGAGGAAUUGAACUCGAGAUAUGGGGAGAUUUUCACGGAAUUUGACCAAGCUAUGGAGGAAAAGGAUUUGGAUAUGGAGAAGAUGAGGGGAGAUGUAAAGAAGUUGCUUGAUGCAAAUAAAGUUAUGAGCAAUGACAUGGAGGACCUUGGUUCAUGGAAACGGCUGGUCUCCAUUCAAUUGGAGAGUAUUGUAAGGGAUAAUGCAGAUCUCAGAGUGGAGAUUGAGAAGGUUCGUGUAGAUGAGAUGCAUAUGCAGAAUAAGGAAAUGGUGAUAUUCUUGAUAUGUAUAGUAUUUGGUGGACUAGCCAUUUUGAUGGUAAUAAUUGAUAGUAUAAUUAGAUUAUUAUUAUUAUUAUUAUUGUUAUGUAAAUCAUCAUCAUCAUCAUCAUCAUCAAAGGGUUCCAGGAAAUUUUGUAGCUUAAGCUAUUCCUGGACAUUCUUAUUGCUGAGUUGUGCUAUCAUUGCCAUUAUCCUAUCUUUAUAAUCAAU
Molecule: messenger RNA, 2042 nt
Organism: Impatiens glandulifera
Lineage: Eukaryota; Viridiplantae; Streptophyta; Magnoliopsida; Ericales; Balsaminaceae
Product: SUN domain-containing protein 4-like
Exons: 5
Coding region: 340-2037 (565 amino acids)
Biological process (GO): protein folding in endoplasmic reticulum
Cellular component (GO): membrane; cytoplasm
Source: RefSeq, a predicted model, not a curated record